Molecule: messenger RNA, 1341 nt
Organism: Falco peregrinus (peregrine falcon)
Lineage: Eukaryota; Metazoa; Chordata; Aves; Falconiformes; Falconidae
Gene: CENPN
Product: centromere protein N
Exons: 11
Coding region: 128-1165 (345 amino acids)
Biological process (GO): CENP-A containing chromatin assembly; chromosome segregation
Source: RefSeq, a predicted model, not a curated record
GCGGGCCUGGCCCGGCAGUGGGCGGCUGCAGCGGGUAGGUUACGGGUCUCUCUCUGCUCGGCUGCGUUGGUCGCUUGGCGUCUGUCCCUGUGGCCUCCUCACAGGUACCCGGACAGGUGGCUUCGUCAUGGAUGAAACUGUUGUUGAGUACAUCCGAAGAACUGUACUGAAAAUCCCACGAGAUAAAAUCAAGGCAGUGCUGCAGGAAUGGGACUUUUUGUCAGAGAAACAGCUGCAGACCAUAAAGUUCAAUCAGAUAAAGGAGAACAUUUCUUAUGAUGUUGCUCAGCUCUGUGAGGAAAAUUUUGCAGACAUAAAGCAAGCAGCUAUCCUAGACAUAAUUUACAACUACACCUACCCAAACAAAAGACUGUGGAGUGUUUACCAGAUGAGAAAAACAGGGGGAGGAACAGAAACUUUUGACUUACAAGUUCUCAAAAAAAAAUUUAAGAGACAACUUCGGUCAGUCUUGAAAAAUGUCACCAUCAACUUCAGAGAAUAUGAGGAUAGUGCAAUCUGGAUCAGAAUUGCCUGGGGAACACCAUAUACAAAACCAAACCAGUACAAAACCAGCUAUGUUGUAUACCAUUCACAGACUCCCUAUGUCUUCAUUUCGCCCUCAGUGCUGAAGAGCAACUUGCCUCUGCUAUGCCAGGCCCUCGUUGUUGCUUCCAAUUACCAUGACAUCUGUGCAAUGGAGCUUCGAAGUCAUUCUUUAAAUUCCCUUAAAGAUAUUGUGUUUAAGACAUAUAGCCAGAAUUUCCAAACUUAUUGUCCAAAACCUAUACAAGAAAGGAAUGUAGCUCCAGAAAGUGAAGAUUUAAGGAUAAUUCAAGAAAACAGAAGUGAGAAAGAAAGAAUAAAGAGACUGAAUCGGGAAGUUUUUGGUGAUGGUCCUCAACCGCAACUUGAAUUUGCACAAUAUAAGCUUGAGACUAUGUUUAAAAGUAAUCCUAAAAUGGAUGUUUUAGAUAAAGAACCAUUCAGAUGCCUGGUCAAGUUUUCUAGUCCACAUCUUUUAGAAUCACUGAAAUCCUUGGCACCAGCAGGUAUGGCUGAUGCAGCACUUUCGCCGCUACUUACAUGUAUACCACACAAAGCUAGGAAUUAUUUCAAGAUUAAAGAGAAGAAAGCUUUCUCUCCAGAAAGCUUUGUGACCCGUUAAUUUAAAACAGAUUCAUAGAGAAAUAUACAACAUGGUGCAGCACAAGAAGAGUUAACAGAAGUCUUUAACAGGAGAAAUGGAGAACAUGGUUAUUUUACCUGUAAAUGUGAUGACUGCUCUUAACUGUAUUUUUAAUAGUAUCUGGGAAGUUAGAGCUUAAUAAAGACAUAACAAGA